AAGAAAAAAAAAAACCAGCAAAGACUCCAUUUUCAAGCGCUCUUUGAGCUCUGAAAAUGGCUGCUUUGCCUCUGGGUGGCUGCAUUUUCUUCAUUCUGUGAUGGGUCUCAAUUGCCAUUCUCCAAAAAGGUUGGAACUAGGUACUCAUUGAUUCCUGGUUUCACUUUCAGCAUGAAAUCAGGAUCGAAGAAUGGUUGGCACUCUAUUGUCCCUCUUUGUCUGAGAGGCAAAACGGCUGCCCAUUUUUGCAUGUUUCCGAGAGUAAAGUCAGCAGGCUAUGGUCCAGGAAAUGCACCUGUCUAUCUAAAUGUAUAUGACUUGACACCUAUAAAUGGCUAUGUCUACUGGGCAGGCAUUGGUAUCUUUCAUUCUGGGGUGGAAGUUCACGGUGUGGAAUAUGCUUUUGGAGCCCAUGACUACUCGACAAGUGGCGUCUUCGAAGUUGACCCUCGUCAAUGUCCUGGUUUCAAGUUUAGAAAGUCAAUCUUUAUGGGCACAACAUGCCUGGAUCCUUUCCAGGUUAGGGAGUUUAUGGAACGCCAAUCUGCAAACUACAGUGGUGAUACAUAUCACUUGAUUGUCAAGAACUGUAACCAUUUCUGUGCGGAUAUCUGUUACAAGUUGACGGGAAACCGGGUACCCAAAUGGGUAAAUCGACUUGCAAGAAUAGGUUCCUUCUGCAACUGCAUACUCCCACAGGCUCUCAAGGCUUCCACGGUGCGACACGACCCCAAUUCCCAAGGAUACGACAAUGAGAAGAAGAGGCUAAGAAGUGCCUUCAGUUGCUUGUCAUCAAUCUCAAUGAACCAGAAAGAAGUAUCAAUGUCAUCCUUGUUUCUACAUUCGCACUGUAAGGGCUGCUUACCGCCAUGGGAGCUGAAACGGUCUAGAAAUCGCUCCUUGAGGGAAGGGUGAGAACCUUGCUUAUCCCAUCAUCGCUUUCUCGGCCAAAAGAGCAUCAAACCUCGUUUUUCCGCAACAUCUGGCCGUUGGGGAAUGUCACUUUCGUAUUCCAUGAGUCUCUAGGAUGAAAAAUCAUGUGUUGUUGUUUUGACUGUAAAAACCAUGAAACUUUUUCAUCCAUGCUAACAGGUUUGGGAAGGUUGUUUGUUGUCUC
Messenger RNA from Morus notabilis, 1117 nucleotides. RefSeq names its product deSI-like protein At4g17486. Lineage: Eukaryota; Viridiplantae; Streptophyta; Magnoliopsida; Rosales; Moraceae. The transcript is spliced from 4 exons. Gene Ontology annotation, biological process: protein deubiquitination. The record is from RefSeq and is a predicted model, not a curated record. Gene Ontology annotation, molecular function: deubiquitinase activity. Bases 172 to 915 code for a protein of 247 amino acids.